AUGAAGGCUGCUCCGGCUCACGCCCACACCGCCCCUGCUACCCAGAACACCACCACUCCCUAUCCCGCCAUUGAUGCCUCUACCUUCGCUUUCCGUCCUAUCCACGAGUCCAUCGUUUCCCGCGCCAUGACCCGCCGCUACUUCAGCGACAUGGACCACUACGCCGAGUCUGACGUCGUCAUCGUCGGUGCCGGUUCCUGCGGUCUCUCCGCUGCCUUCACUCUCGCUUCUCGUCGCCCUGACUUGAAGAUCGCUAUCAUUGAGGCAGGUGUCGCUCCCGGUGGCGGUGCCUGGUUGGGUGGUCAGUUGUUCUCUGCCAUGAUCUGCCGUAAGCCCGCCGACGAGUUCCUCGACGCCGUUGGCGUUCCUUACGAGGACGAGGGUGACUACGUUGUCGUCAAGCACGCUGCCUUGUUGACCUCUACCCUCUUGUCCAAGGUCUUGCAGUUCCCCAACAUCAAGUUGUUCAACGCUACCGCUGUUGAGGACUUGAUCACCCGCCGUACCGAGCAGGGUCUCCGUGUUUCCGGAUGUGUCACCAACUGGACCCUCGUCACCCUCAACCACCACAACCAGUCCUGCAUGGACCCCAACACCAUCUCUGCUCCUAUCGUUAUCUCUACCACUGGUCACGACGGACCGUUCGGUGCUUUCUGUGUUAAGCGUUUGGAGUCCAUGAACGCUCUUACCGAGAACGAGGGUAAGCUCGGUGGUAUGCGCGGUUUGGACAUGGGUUCCGCUGAGGACUCUAUCGUCAAGGGUGUCCGUGAGAUCGUCCCUGGACUCAUCGUCGGUGGUAUGGAGUUGUCCGAGGUUGACGGUGCUAACCGCAUGGGACCCACCUUCGGUGCCAUGUUCUUGUCUGGUGUCCGUUGUGCCGAUGUUGCCCUCGAGAAGUUGGAGGGUGCCCGUCAGGAGUACGACCGUCUCUACUACGGAGGCGCUGCUGCUGCUCAGGGUUUGUCUCGCAAGAACUGA
Molecule: messenger RNA, 978 nt
Organism: Saitoella complicata NRRL Y-17804
Lineage: Eukaryota; Fungi; Ascomycota; Saitoellomycetes; Saitoellales; Saitoellaceae
Product: thiazole biosynthetic enzyme, mitochondrial
Exons: 1
Coding region: 1-978 (325 amino acids)
Biological process (GO): thiamine biosynthetic process
Source: RefSeq, a predicted model, not a curated record